AUGGACGUCGAACUCCUCAUCGGUCUUAUAAAUGAGGUCGAUAUUGAUUCAUCCAGACUGUCGUUCGAACGCCCAUCCAAAUCCCGCACUACACGCAUCUUGGACUCUCUGGCCCAAAUCCUGGUUUCAAAACCAUCUGGAGAAGCAGUAGCAGUUGGUGCUCAAGUUACUCAGGAUAAUAGCAUAGUGAUACUAACAAUUGCAACUAAUGAUGGAUCUGUUCCGGCUUUCAUGCAAAUUCAUUUUAACCGAGUCUGGACAUCCUUGAAGAAUAUUGCGACUUGCUAUCAGAAUCACCCUCACCGAAAAUCAUGGCAAGAUCUUCCUACCAAUACCAGAUCCAGAAUUGAUGGUUUUGUGCAACUCGUUUCGGAAUAUUCGCGUGAAAGGUACAAGCAUCAAAUGAACAAGACGCUCAGCCAUAACCAACAAAAGACACGAUUCGAGGAAUUCAGUGAUAUCGUUCAGUCUCUAGACUCGGAACACGAUGUGACGAAACAACUGCUCAAAGCCCUUCCCGACAUGGAAGCCAUCAACAAAUGGCUGCAAUCCGGAACGCCUGAAACUUACACGCAUCUCUACGAAUGCUUUUACCGACUAUAUAAGCGUGCCAGAAACGUCCUUCGCCUCCAAGAUCUCGAUCCCAUAAAAGAUCGCCGUAUGUCUUUCGUGGUCGAGUAUCUGAAAAAGGUCACGUUCUUCCCGACAUCAUUCAGGACACUAAUGCAGCUUGCCUCGUCCCGUCGGCUAAGAUCUCGUUUUCUAUUAAACAAGAGCCUCGAAGUUCGCUACGUCUCUGCCAACACCGGAGGUGAGUUGAUCACGCUUCCAGAACAGCCUGUUUUGCAAAAACUAGCGCUCGCAGCCCUACGCAGCAAAUGCAAAGGCUUGCCCCCUAACUAUCCCACUCCUGAGACCAGCGAACAUCUGAAAAGGCCGACGAUAACUAUCAGAAUGCCGAUCCAUUGUGAGGUAGCAGUUGCUCUUGAUUUCCUGUCGGACAAAAGGCUACCAGCUCUUCCAUACAUCGGAGUAUCCAAAUUAUCUUGCCUCGCCUGUUGGAAGUUUCUUUCCUGCCUGCGGAAGAGGAAGCCAGGUUUUCACACCAGGGGAACAAGCGGGAAGGCGAAUUUUCCGUGGAAGUAUCCUGGGAAGCAACUCAGCAAGUCAACCAUCAAAGAUUAUGCGAAUGCUAUUUACGAGGAAUUUUACUUGGAAAUGGCGGGUAGAUAUACGGAUUGUAUUCUUGAGCAUCCAUGGUCUGGGGCAAGCAUGGAGGGCGAAGACCUGCAGUGUGUUGAGGACAUUUUAUUUCAGGGGAUUGAAGGGAUGGAAAUAGACUGA
Aspergillus glaucus CBS 516.65 is the source of this 1344-nucleotide messenger RNA. RefSeq names its product nucleic acid/nucleotide deaminase domain-containing protein. The transcript has a single exon. Bases 1 to 1344 code for a protein of 447 amino acids. Lineage: Eukaryota; Fungi; Ascomycota; Eurotiomycetes; Eurotiales; Aspergillaceae. The record is from RefSeq and is a predicted model, not a curated record.